This is a messenger RNA of Hydractinia symbiolongicarpus, 1251 nucleotides long. RefSeq lists its product as uncharacterized. The record is from RefSeq and is a predicted model, not a curated record. The transcript is spliced from 6 exons. NCBI's taxonomy places the organism in Eukaryota, Metazoa, Cnidaria, Hydrozoa, Anthoathecata, Hydractiniidae. The coding region runs from base 634 to 1071 and encodes 145 amino acids.
GAAAAUAAAAUUUUUAACUAAUUGUUAAUUCUGAAAAUUCCAGGAUAAAGAUGUGAAUCUUAGUAUAUGAAAUGAGUAAUACUUCCUCAAUAGUCUGGCCAUUCUGUUCAUCCAAAUGCUUCCAAUUAAAACAAAAUUCAUUCAAACGAAUUUUCGAUUAGUAAUUAUUUUUUCAAGUUAUAAAAAGUUGAAAUCAACACGUGUUUCCGCUUGUUAAAACGGUUUUCUUAAAAAAAUUUUUUAUUUGAAUUGUAUUUAAAAUUGUAAAGUGUGUUUUUUAAAAGAAAUGCGAAUAAUUAACCCCCGGAUAUUUUUCUUUUGUUAUUAUUUUUUCUUCCGUUUCUUCCUUUUCCCUAUUUUAUCUUUUACAUAUAUUUAUAUCUUCAUCCGUGCAUCUAUUGUUAACUGAUCUCAUAAGUUUUACUUUCCUUCUUGUCUCAUUCAGCUUUAAUUGACUGUUUCUUUAAGAUCACUUUCAUCACGGAUUUCACAGGGAGGGGAGAGAAUUCGGCUCUUACAGUUGUAGAAUAAAUUAAGGCGAAAAUAAUUGAAUAGCCAGUAACAAGAAAUCAAAGUUAAAACUGUUAACUAUAAACAUAAGAAAACAUAACUUAAACAUAGACAACAUCAGAGAUGUAUACCAGUACGAUCUUUCACGUCUUUGUAAUGUUGGUUUAUCUACAAUUACCGCAUUUAUUUGUCGGUUACAGAAUGUGGCAGAAGAGAGGUUGCAUCUACCACACAGAAUGCGGAAGUGCACAAGUAUGUAAAGAAAAUAUAUGUACAGAAGUGACAACAACAUUGGAAAUAGCUUCAAAACAAAUGUGUCCUGGUGUUUUCAAGAAGCUGUGCUAUUUAAACAAAGAUUGCAACUGUCCGUCGGAAAUAAUGAUAUGUAAAAACUACGAAUGUGUAUUUCCGAAGGAAAAUGUCAAAACAGAAAUAGCGGAAUGCUCCAGCCAUACGGAGUGUGGUAUGCUGGAAAUAUGCAAAAACAAAAAAUGCAGAGAAGUUCGUACGUUUGAAGAAUUGUAUUUAUUGGAAAACGUGCUCGAGAAAUAUAGAAAUUGAUGGUCUACUUCGAUUGACGUCUAUAUUGAUUCAAGAGAAACCAGGUCUAUUCUGAAGAAAAUUGGUAGAAGUUUUUGUAAAAAAGAAGUUAUUUUUCUUUAUUUCUUAGAAAAUUGAAAGAAUAUUUAAAUUUAGCUAAAAUAUUUUAUUAUCAUUUUUAUUAUCAUUAUAAUCCCCGGG